Molecule: messenger RNA, 1557 nt
Organism: Branchiostoma belcheri (Belcher's lancelet)
Lineage: Eukaryota; Metazoa; Chordata; Leptocardii; Amphioxiformes; Branchiostomatidae
Product: glutaredoxin domain-containing cysteine-rich protein 1-like
Exons: 4
Coding region: 196-1245 (349 amino acids)
Biological process (GO): sensory perception of sound
Source: RefSeq, a predicted model, not a curated record
UUUGUUAAAAUGUGCAUAAUUUCAACAGACAAUGAAGUAAUCAACCUAUGGCUCUUAAUCUUAUAAUUGUAUACGUUGAACUAUCUAAAAGGAAACUUAAAUGACGAAUAUGUCCUUUAAAAUGCUGUAUUCGUAGCGCGUCUGAUGCUAGGUCCACUAUUCUUUCCUCCCGUUAAGGGGUCGUAAUAUUUAAACAUGAUCGGAACGGGUUUGUACAAGCGAUUGUCUGGGCCGCACCACCAACCACUCAGUACACCAGCGAGAACACCGCCACAUAAACACAGCAUGAACAAGCUACGCUUCAAAUGGGGCGGGAGCGGUGCCGAGAAGAAAGACAAGGAGCCCAAAAAUCAUUACGUGAACGGCGGAGACCACCACUACAGCCUACAGCCGGACACGGGGGAAUAUUGCCAGUCGGACCCGCCGGGUACCGUACAGACUAACGGAGACGUACCGGGAGACCAUCCCCGGAACUCCCGGCUCCACCUCUCACCUGCCGCCGCCUCACCUGCCGGCUGGACCUACUACGUCACGCAGACAUCACAGGAGGAAGGAGAAGGGGAGGACGAGAACAGACUCUUGAGUUAUGUCGGGAAGAGAGACUAUUCGGGCGGGGUGGAGGACACGGAGAUUGUGAGCAGGAACGGGACGGUACGGGGGGUGAAGAACAGGGUACGGGCGGGGCUGGCGCACUUCACUUCCCUCACACAAGGAGCGCAGCCGAAUUCUCACUUACAGAAGGCGUGCAGCCAUGAGAGGGGGAGGAUCAUUGUUUAUACCACCAGCAUGCAAGUCGUCAGGGACACCGCCGAGAAGUGCCAAAAGAUCAGGAGAAUACUGGAGAGUCACAGAGUUCGCUUCGAGGAAAGGGACGUUGUUAUGAACUUGGAACUGCAGAGAGAACUGAGGGCGAGGCUGGGACAGACCGAGGAGGCGCUGACCUUACCACAGGUGUUCAUAGACGGGCAGCCGAUAGGGGGGGCGGAAAGAUUAGACCAACUGAAUGAAGCUGGGGAACUCAGAAAACUCUUGAGCCGAUUCGAAAAAAUCACGGUGCGCUCCCUGUGUGACCGGUGCGGCGGGUACAGGUACAUCCCCUGCACGGUGUGUAACGGCAGUCGGAAGUCCGUGCACAGGAACAACUUCACGGACAUGUUCCGCGCGCUCAACUGUACCGCCUGCAACGAGAACGGUCUGCAGAGGUGUCCCGUGUGCGACGAGGAACAGUGCGUCAGUUUUAUAUGAGUUAGGCCACACUGACGUGAUUAUAUGGAUGAUAUCUAGCCUCUACCAGGCUUUGGAAGCGGCUGGGACGAGUAGGAAUUAGCCAAAUAGUCAGUGACGUGCCAAGGGAGUUGGUCCACUAAGGAGUACAGUUUGCAAAAACUCUUUAGCGGACCAGUUCCCCUGGAAUGUUAUCUGUCUAUUUUGGCCAAUUGCUACUUCUUUUUUCCUCAUUGAAAAAAGGUUGCCACCAUACUGUGAAUCCUACCUAAUACAAUAUGUCCUUGAUCGUACAAAACGAAGCUGCAAUGCCAGCAAAUAUACAUGUAUUGC